CCAUGUUGGGCCCAAAUACGAAGACAGACAGGUGCAUGAGCCCACACUGGGCUCAACCCAGGUCGGGCGUCGGCGCAGGCAUAGACGUCGAAGGCAGCAAUUCGCAGCCGGCGGUCUCCUCCCCCUCCGUCGUCCUCCUCCCCGCGCACCACGGGUUUCGAUAGGAGCCUGAGGUGAAGAACAGUCGGUUAACACUUAAAAGCUGACGUUACGUAAUUGGAACAAUGCCUCCUCAUAAGAUAGAGACUGGACACCAGGAUGUGGUGCAUGACAUCGCGAUGGAUUACUACGGGAAGCGCCUCGCCACUGCAUCCUCUGAUAACACAAUAAAGAUCAUUGGCGUAAGUGGCACCUCGCAGCAGCAACUUGCUACUUUGAGCGGACACCAGGGCCCAGUUUGGCAAGUCGCAUGGGCUCAUCCUAAGUAUGGUUCCAUGCUUGCAUCCUGCAGCUAUGAUGGGCGGGUUAUUAUAUGGAAAGAAGAGGGUAAACCUGAUGAGUGGACACAGGCUCACACUUUCACUGAGCACAAGUCUUCUGUAAAUUCCAUUGCUUGGGCGCCUCAUGAACUCGGCAUCUGCUUGGCUUGUGGUUCAUCUGAUGGGAACAUUUCAGUCUUCACAGCUCGUUCUGAUGGUGGGUGGGAGACGACGCGCAUCGACCAGGCUCAUCCAGUGGGCGUGACCUCUGUCUCCUGGGCUCCGGCGAUGGCCCCGGGUGCCCUAAUCAGCCCAGGGCCUUCAGGGCAGUUUGAGUAUGUUCAGAAACUUGCUUCUGGUGGCUGUGACAACACAGUCAAGGUGUGGAAGCUCACCAACGGGAGCUGGAGGAUGGACUGCUUCCCAGCCCUUCAGAUGCACAGGGACUGGGUGAGAGACGUCGCCUGGGCUCCAAACCUAGGCCUUCCAAAGUCCACAAUCGCCAGCGCCUCUCAGGAUGGAACUGUUGUCAUCUGGACCGCGCCGAAAGAAGGCGAGCAAUGGGAAGGCAGAGUUCUGAAUGAUUUCAGAACCCCCGUUUGGAGGGUGUCGUGGUCGCUGACAGGAAACAUACUGGCGGUCUCUGAUGGCAACAACAAUGUGACCCUGUGGAAAGAAGCUGUGGAUGGCGAAUGGCAGCAAGUGACUACCGUCGAGCCAUAGAUGUUCCGUGUUCUACCUCUAGCUGCAUUUAUCGCCAUCAUAACAAAUGUAGUUUUGUCUUUAUAUUAUCUGUAUGGCUUGGAUUACAAGUGGGAACUCCCCGUGAUUGUUAGGCUGCUGCUUUGGCAGGACAGAACAGGCCGUGCGUGUGAGAAGCUUUUUACUUGGUCAGAAGCAGAAAAUUUGGAACUUCUAUCUAUCCCAAUUGGACUCUUUAUGGUA
Aegilops tauschii subsp. strangulata is the source of this 1364-nucleotide messenger RNA. Its product is annotated as protein transport protein SEC13 homolog A. Gene Ontology annotation, molecular function: structural molecule activity; protein binding. Gene Ontology annotation, biological process: COPII-coated vesicle budding; protein import into nucleus. Lineage: Eukaryota; Viridiplantae; Streptophyta; Magnoliopsida; Poales; Poaceae. Gene Ontology annotation, cellular component: COPII vesicle coat; nuclear pore outer ring. The record is from RefSeq and is a predicted model, not a curated record.